Molecule: messenger RNA, 2836 nt
Organism: Dromiciops gliroides (monito del monte)
Lineage: Eukaryota; Metazoa; Chordata; Mammalia; Microbiotheria; Microbiotheriidae
Gene: GOLPH3
Product: golgi phosphoprotein 3
Biological process (GO): retrograde vesicle-mediated transport, Golgi to endoplasmic reticulum; Golgi vesicle budding; Golgi to plasma membrane protein transport
Cellular component (GO): cytosol; trans-Golgi network; Golgi cisterna
Molecular function (GO): phosphatidylinositol-4-phosphate binding
Source: RefSeq, a predicted model, not a curated record
CAGCGGCCGCCAUAUUGGAGGAAAGUCGCCGCCGCCGCUUCCACCUCAGCCCGCCCGUCACCGCCACCGCCCCCCGCGAGCAGGAGCCCUUUCCCUGCCCGCGCGCCGGCCUCUCCCCGGCUGCCGAGCAAGCUGCCCCGAGGGCCCGUCCCCCAUGACUCCCGCCGGGCGCCGGGCGCUGACGACGUCGCCCCAGCGCUUGAAGCGGAGCCCGUGUGGGCCCUCGCGGGCUAGCGGAGAGCGAAGGCGAGCGUCCCGCGCUCGCGCCGCGUCCUGCCGCGCGCCCCGCCGCUGCCUCGGACCUCCGCGGCCCGGGCCGCAGCCAUGACCUCGCUGACCCAGCGGAGCUCGGGCCUGGUGCAGCGCCGCACCGAAGCCUCGCGCAGCGCCGCCGACAAGGAGCGGGCGGCCGGCGGCGGAGGGGGCGGUGUCGGCGACGACGACGAGCAGAGCCGCAGGGACGAGCAGGACGACGACGAAGGAGACUCCAAGGAAACCCGGCUCACCCUGAUGGAGGAAGUGCUGCUGCUGGGCCUGAAAGAUCGAGAGGGUUACACAUCAUUUUGGAAUGACUGUAUAUCAUCUGGAUUACGCGGCUGUAUGUUAAUUGAAUUAGCUUUGAGAGGGCGCCUACAACUAGAGGCAUGUGGAAUGAGACGCAAAAGUCUUUUAACAAGAAAGGUGAUUUGUAAGUCAGAUGCUCCAACUGGGGAUGUUUUACUUGAUGAAGCUUUGAAACAUGUUAAGGAAACUCAGCCUCCAGAAACAGUCCAGAACUGGAUCGAACUGCUUAGUGGUGAGACGUGGAAUCCGUUAAAAUUGCACUACCAGUUAAGAAAUGUUCGUGAAAGAUUAGCUAAAAACCUGGUGGAAAAAGGUGUACUGACAACAGAGAAACAGAACUUCCUCCUUUUUGACAUGACAACACAUCCACUUACCAACAACAACAUUAAGCAACGCCUCAUCAAGAAAGUACAAGAAGCUGUUCUUGACAAAUGGGUAAAUGACCCUCAUCGAAUGGACAAACGCUUGCUAGCUCUUAUUUACCUCGCCCAUGCUUCUGAUGUCCUUGAAAACGCUUUUGCCCCUCUUCUGGAUGAGCAGUAUGAUUUAGCCACAAAGAGAGUGCGACAGCUUCUGGAUUUAGACCCAGAAGUUGAAUGUAUGAAGGCCAACACAAAUGAGGUCCUGUGGGCUGUAGUUGCAGCCUUUACAAAAUAACUAUUGUUGGACUCUUCUUUCAUGCUGUUUGUCUUCUAUUGACUUCUUGUUUUCUGUAAUUCGUACUUUCUCACAAUAUGAAUUGGAUCUUGUUUUAUGGAAACAAUAGAUGGCUUUUCCUGUAUGUUGUGUGUAUGCAAGAUUCUGCUGGUACGAGACACCUUCCUAUUUCUGUUAUUAAAAACAAAUACUGCCAUAUUGGCAUUCCAUUUACUAUUGAACUCCAGUUGCUUGCAAUUCUUAAUGUAAAUUUUUGUUUGUUUCUGGUAUGCUUUGACUUUCAAAGUACCUCCACUCCUACAUGCACAUCUUUUGGAUUACCUCAUCUUGAGCUGUUCCACAUGUGUAUGUGUCUAUAGCAUUCUGCAGUACAAUUCAGACGAGUCACAAAAAAGGCCUUUAACUCACCAAAGGUAAAUACCUGUAUCUAUUAGGACAUUUUAUACAUAGACCUCAGUUGAGAUGUGUACUUAGCAAAGUUAUUUUUAAAUUAAAACAGCACAUUAAAUACUUAAUGUAAAAUGCCCCCCCCCCAAGUCUCGCUUCCCAUGUAAAUCUUAUUGUAUACAUAUGCUAUGGUUUAAUAGUUAAAAAUCAAAAUGAAAGUUUGUGUCUAAAGGUCCAGUUGUUUCACAUAGCAGGUUUGGGAUGAAAUAAUGCAUUCCAGUAUAUUCUGUAUAUAGUUUGGAUUGUAUAUUAACAGCCCUCUUCUCCUGAUCCUGUUCCUCUUCAUCUAAGUAUUUUUCAAGAUUUAAUUAGUUAUACACCUCUUUGUGUCCUUGCUUCAACCAUUGCCAUUUGGUCAAAACCUUGACCUCUUUACUAAGGGGAAGAAAGAAAGUGUGUGUGUGAGUGUGUGUGUGUGUGUGUGUGUGUGUGUGUGUGUGUGUGUGUGUGUGUGUGGCGCUACAGGUGUGUUUAUAAUUGAUUCCAGUAUCUACUGAGCUGUGCCAUUCAUGGUACUCUGCCUAUGCAUAUAUAUUUUGGACAUUUAUCACCCCAUUUGUAUAAUUUCUGUAUGGAAAUAGGCUUGUGACCAGUACUGAUCUUGAGUACAGCUGUUUUGUUUUUUUUAAACUUUUGUCUGCAAGUAAAUUAACGUUUGUCUCUUAAAUGUCAUUUAUCUACUUAACACUUUUUUGGGGGGAAAGGGUGGGGGAGGUGGGAAGCAAAUGUCAAUUCUAGCAGGUGUUGCAUGUAAAUUGUUAGUAAGUAAUGACUACAGCUCAGAUGAUUAAGAUUUCUGUAACAGGAAGCUCUGCUAUGUUUUCAUUUUUUUAUAUAUUAUAAUUAUGAUGAUUUGCUCAUUAUUGUAAAAUUAUAAACUUUGACUUUAUAAAGUUUAGUUAUUAUUUACCACUGUUUAUCAUACCACCAUUGGUUUCAUAAUGUAAAUACUAAACAUUGAAAAAUAAAACAUCAAAUUUUUUAUCACCAUAGUACAUACUAAUAUUGGGGCUUUCAGGUGUUCAGAAUUAUUUUGUUUAACAUUGAGGGCAAAAAUAAUAGAUGGUGUAUAAUUCUAGAAUUGAAAUUUAAGGGAUCCCUAAUCUGUAUACUAGCUUUUUACCUGAAGUAAUAAAUAAACUAUGAUCUUGAAAGUGCCUGAACCAGA